AUGCAGGGUCGACCCAAGCCCGCGAGGGCGUUCACUACGACCGCGAGCGAGCGCGAGAGGGAGCAGGCGCAGAGGGAUCAGCUCAGGGCGCAGCAGGCGAGGGUGGAGACCGUCGAGAAGUACUCGGGGCUUCGCAUAAAGAAUCGCGUCGUCGCCGGGAUGGUGGUCGAGGACAGGUUCGCGGACCUGCGGUUCUACCGCCUGAAGGACCUGAGGCCUGCCGUCACGGGUCGUUGGGCCACCGCGGGGGUGCUGGUGGAGAAGAGCCUGAAGAGCAGCUCCAACGGCGGCAGCUACAGCGUGUGGAAGCUCUCCGACCUCGGCAGGGACGACGCGUGCAUCUCGGUGUUCCUCUUCGGCCAGGCGCACACCGACAACUGGAGGGAACCCGAGGGCACGAUCUGGUCCGUCGUCGACGCGCAGCUCAACGAGUCGCGAGGCGACCGGGACGGAGGCCGACCCUCCGCCACGGUCGACGGCAAGGACCCGCGGGCGCUGUGGAAGCUCGGGACGUCCGCGGACUUUGGCCGGUGCCGAGGCGUCAGGCGCGACGGAAACAACUGCACGAUGCACGUCAACCGAUCGCUCAGCGAGUACUGCUCCUACCACGCGUCCGCCGCCCUCAAGGCUUUCACGAGGAGCGGCAGGAUGAACGUCGGCGUCAGGCGCGCACCGAAGUUCACGGUCAACGGCAAGACGGUGAUGGGAACCAGGGGAGGAGGAAACGGAGGAAAAACGCCCAGCCUACCGCCAGGCGUUCACGCAGCCGGCUACCGCGCCCAGCAUCAGCAUCAGCGGCAGCAGCAGCAGCAGCAGCCGGCGAGGACGUACGGCGACGAGGAGCGUCGCGCGAUCGCCGCCAGGCACGGCCUAUCCUCCGGAUCUCGAGGCGCCGCGAUGCUCGGCGGUUUAGCGCCUCGGGGAAACACAGCUGGCGCCGGGGCUCGUUUCGCCGCCGCCUUUGCCAAGCUGGACGACGGGAAAGAUCCGAGAAAAGAUCCGGAAAACAUCGUGCUGGUCGACGACGGUUUCGACUGCGACGGCGACGCGUUGCGGGACAUGAUCAAGGACAUGGCGUCGGCGGAGAGGGCCAAGGCUGUCGCCAAGGCGCUGAAACCUCCGGAUCCCAACGACUGGCGCCGCAAACCCUUGGGCGAGGUUCGAGUGUGUGUCGGCGUUACAAACGUGCCCGCGUCGUCGUCCGGCGCCAAGGCGGGCGCCAAGGCGGGCGCCAAGGGCCUCACACCCGGCGCGACGCGGACGACGCCGGGAUCCGAGGGGAGGACGCGUCUCGAAGCGCAAGCGGGGGUUGGAAAAAACGGUCCGCCGGAGAUGGACCCGCGGGGGGCGAAGCGACGGGGCGACAGUCAGUCGACGGCUAAACCGCCGGUUCCCGGUUCGUUCGGCGACGUCUUCGGCUGCGUUUUGGACGGUCAGGACGAUACGAAGCGGUCGAGGUACGCGGACGACGCCGAGGCGUUGGAGAACGAGCGCCUGAUGACCGCGAUGGACGCGUUGGAGAAGCAGGAUAAGCUCUACACCCAGCUGACCAACACUCGGUCGAUGAAGGUGACCGCGUCCAAGUGUGUUCACCCCGGCUGCGGCGCGGUGUACGAACAGGGACGCAGACCGACGCGGUGCUUCGAGGAGAGGCACCAGGCCAAGGCGAUCCAGGCGGAGAAACGCUGGUUCAAGUGCGCGAGCGGUAACUGCCAAGCGCGUUGCGUCACCCUCAACAAGCCGUUUCCCCCCCACAAGUGCCACAAGUGCGGUUGCGCCGACUGGGACAGGACCGGGAUCCCCGCGAGCGCGGGCGCGGCGGGUAAGGGGUUCGAGGAGGAGGUCGCGAACGCCAAGGGCAUGUUGGCGCGCGGCGUGGAGCACGGUUUCUCGCUCGGCGGGGGCGGCGCCGUGUACGACGGCGGAGCGCGGCACUUUGAGAGCAUCAUCGACGGUUGA
Messenger RNA from Micromonas commoda, 1959 nucleotides. RefSeq lists its product with no specific name. The transcript has a single exon. The record is from RefSeq and is a predicted model, not a curated record. Bases 1 to 1959 code for a protein of 652 amino acids. NCBI's taxonomy places the organism in Eukaryota, Viridiplantae, Chlorophyta, Mamiellophyceae, Mamiellales, Mamiellaceae. Gene Ontology annotation, cellular component: replication fork protection complex; nucleus. Gene Ontology annotation, biological process: DNA replication; DNA replication initiation. Gene Ontology annotation, molecular function: DNA replication origin binding; single-stranded DNA binding.